Messenger RNA from Danio rerio (zebrafish), 2039 nucleotides. It is a transcript of the gene dnajc1, whose product is annotated as DnaJ (Hsp40) homolog, subfamily C, member 1. Gene Ontology annotation, cellular component: endoplasmic reticulum membrane; nuclear membrane; nucleus. Gene Ontology annotation, biological process: regulation of protein metabolic process. The record is from RefSeq and is marked provisional. Lineage: Eukaryota; Metazoa; Chordata; Actinopteri; Cypriniformes; Danionidae.
UCAAGCUAUGGGCCUGUCUGAGCUAAAAGACGGGAGGUUAGGCUGAUAUCCUCUCGAAAUCAAGGGUCUCCAAAUGGAUAGUGGGUGGUAAACCUUCGCGAAUAUAGCCUACAAAAUCAGACAUGGCUUUGCCCGGGAUCAUUGCGGUAGCGUUGUUCUCCGGGCUGCUCGUGAUUCAGCCAACGCCGACGUUAGCAUGGGACGCAGACCUGGAGCUUUUCGACCUAGUGGAGGAAAUCCCUCAAACAUUUUACGAGUUCCUGUCGGUUAAUCAGGAUGCAUCCUCUUCUGAGAUCAGGAAGGCAUAUAGAAAGCUUUCUCUUAUUUUGCACCCUGAUAAAAACAAAGAUGAAAAUGCAGAAAACCAGUUUCGACAGUUAGUUGCCAUCUAUGAAGUUCUCAAGGACGAGGAAAGAAGGCAAAGAUAUGAUGACAUCUUGGUUAAUGGGCUGCCAGAUUGGAGACAGCCUGUCUUCUACUACCGACGUGUUAGGAAGAUGAGCAAUGGAGAGUUGGGCUUCCUCCUCUUCCUCAUCCUGACCGUGGGUCACUAUGCGGUUAUAUGGUCCAUCUACCUUGAAAAGCAGUUAGAUGAACUUCUGAGCAGGAAGAAGAGGGAGAAGAAAAAGAAGCAAACCAGCAAAAUGACAGAUGAGAUGAAGCCUUUGGCUCAGGACAAAAAUGAGAGAUCUGACAGGCCACACUGGCAUGACAUUUUACCUCUCAAAUUAAGCAUCUGGUUGUAUUAUUCAAUAAAGUCUCUCCCUCAUAUCAUACAGGAUGUGAAGCAGUAUUAUAAAGAUUAUAAGGAAAUGAAAGUAAAGGAGAAGGAAGAGGCAGAAGCUCUGGCAGAACAGGAAAUGCAGCAGAAAGAAAAACGGCCCAAAGUGAAAAAAACGAAAGUGGAGUUUCCAGUCUAUGAACCCAGUGCAAAUGCAGCUUUCGCUCUAGCAUAUGAUCAAGGAACAUCUAUUGAAGAAAUUGAAGAUCAGAUGGAUGACUGGUUGGAAGACAAAAAACAGCUGAAGAAGAAAACACAAGAGUGGACAGAGGAUGAUCACAGUCAGCUCUCCCGUUGUAUGGCCAAGUUUCCCGGUGGAACACCAGGACGGUGGGAGAAGAUAGCUCAUGAAUUGGGCAGAUCAGUGUCUGAGGUGACUGCAAAAGUCAAGCAAAUCAAGGACUGUGUCACCAAUACAUCGGGGUUAGUGAAGUUCUCUGAACUGAAAGGUGGUGCGGUGAUUGGAAAAAGCUCCAAAGCCAUUACAGUGCCGGACAGUCUGAUGACCCAGAGAGAGGAGCCUGUAGAGCAGCCGCUGGAGGAUUCAGGAGAGCCCGAAGACUCCGAGAGCAAGGCACUCAGAAGACGGGCUAAAAAGUCUGCAUCCGGGAGCACUGGAGCAGCGGAGGAGAGGAUGAAAGGGCGCAGACAAAGAGACUUCGACCCUACAGCUGUGGAUGAAGACAGUGAAUAUGAGAAGAAACCAUCAGCUCCCAAAGAAAAAGCUGGUGCUGCUGAAGACGUCUGGACACAGAACCAGCAGAAGCUCUUGGAGCUGGCUUUACAGCAAUACCCACGUGGCACCACUGAACGCUGGGACAAGAUUGCUAAAGUGGUGCCUGGAAAAACCAAGGAGGAGUGCAUGUGCCGUUUCAAACUGCUGGCAGAGUUGAUUCAGAAACGGAAGCAGGCCAAGAGUUGACUGCUGCUCUUCAGUGUUUCACCAUACCUCUCACCUGCUUUUAUGUGCCUUAAUGCGACCCUUUGUCCUGUUGUGAGACUACGUGCCAUGAAACAUCAGCAUUAAUCAUUGAAGAGAUCUAAAUGCACAUUUAAAAAGGUUUUAUUUAUUUUAGAAUCCAUUUCAGAGUCAGAUUUUUCUUUUCUUUUCUUUUUUUUUUUUUGGUUCUCUAUGCAACCAGAAAAUGUGAGGAGCUGAAGAUGCGUGUUUUAAUGUUGUUUUCCCCCUUAUUUGGAUGUUUUUCAGAAGUUGUGCUGGAAUCAUUUUGGUCAUGUUACAUAAAGGAUUUGCAUACAA